AUGGCUCACAUACCAGUGCGUGGUUCACGUCCUGGAAAGCAUGUCAACUUGGAAGAGUACGAGAUCAAGUAUCUCUGUAUGACGGCCCGGGAUAUCUUUAUCAACCAGCCGAUCUUGCUUGAGUUGGAAGCACCCAUCAAGAUUUGCGGUGAUAUUCACGGUCAAUACUACGACCUGCUUCGUCUGUUUGAAUACGGAGGCUUCCCUCCAGAAGCUAACUAUCUCUUCCUGGGUGACUAUGUGGACCGAGGAAAGCAGAGUCUCGAGACGAUCUGCCUCUUGCUUGCCUAUAAGAUCAAGUAUCCGGAGAACUUCUUUAUCCUUCGCGGCAACCACGAGUGUGCAAGUAUCAAUCGUAUUUACGGAUUUUACGACGAAUGCAAGCGUCGUUUUAAUAUUAAACUGUGGAAGACAUUCACUGACUGCUUUAACUGUCUGCCCAUCGCAGCUAUCAUUGACGAAAAGAUCUUCACAAUGCAUGGCGGUUUGUCGCCGGACCUGCAGAGCAUGGAGCAAAUCCGCCGCGUCAUGAGGCCCACAGAUGUGCCGGACACGGGUCUCCUCUGCGAUUUGUUAUGGUCCGACCCCGACAAGGAUAUAUCGGGUUGGUCGGAAAAUGACCGUGGCGUUUCGUUCACGUUUGGGCCUGACGUGGUGUCACGCUUCCUUGCCAAGCAUGAUAUGGAUCUCAUAUGUCGCGCACACCAAGUGGUGGAAGAUGGUUACGAGUUUUUUGCCAAGCGGCAAUUGGUGACGCUGUUCUCGGCCCCCAACUACUGUGGUGAAUUUGAUAAUGCCGGUGCUAUGAUGAGCGUGGAUGAGACGUUGUUGUGUUCAUUCCAAAUUUUGAAGCCUGCAGAGAAGAAGCAAAAAUAUGCGUACGGCGGUAUCAACAUGGGCCGGCCGGUCACACCUCCUCGCAAGCAGAAGAAGAAGGGUGGUGCCUAA
Messenger RNA from Malassezia sympodialis ATCC 42132, 948 nucleotides. RefSeq names its product type 1 serine/threonine-protein phosphatase catalytic subunit GLC7 (gene GLC7). Gene Ontology annotation, biological process: regulation of mitotic cell cycle; chromosome segregation. The record is from RefSeq and is a predicted model, not a curated record. Gene Ontology annotation, molecular function: protein serine/threonine phosphatase activity. Lineage: Eukaryota; Fungi; Basidiomycota; Malasseziomycetes; Malasseziales; Malasseziaceae. Gene Ontology annotation, cellular component: cytoplasm; nucleus.